This is a messenger RNA of Linum trigynum, 2636 nucleotides long. The record is from the annotation of a GenBank genome assembly. Lineage: Eukaryota; Viridiplantae; Streptophyta; Magnoliopsida; Malpighiales; Linaceae.
CUCGAUGGAAAAUAAUUCGAUUCACGUCAUAUCAACAUCUAUAUUGCAGUUUUUUUUUUCACGAAUACUUUUACAAGAAACCCUAAACUAAUGAAGCUAGAUAAAUUCUCAUAUGAUAAAUUAUUUUUUCCCCUGUUGUAUUUCCAACGUGACACUUGAUUGUACCAAAACACAAAUUUGUAUUAACCUAACAUAGUAAUUGAAGAACAAAAUACUCCCUUAAAUAGUCCCUUGGUGCAUCAUAAACAAAUGGCCCAAAACAAAUCCCCUGAAGAACAGGAAAAACAGAGAAAAUGAGAACCAGAAGAGAAGAGGAGAAGCAGAUCGAGGAGUAGUGCCGUGGUUUCCAAAUUGAGAAGAAAAUCGAAACCGGAAUUGGGAUAGAAAUGGAGGGAGUGAUGAGUUUUGUGAGAGGGGUAAUAUUCCAACCGCCGCCGUCGUUGUUGGUCUCCGCGAUGUCGGUGGUGGGUGUAGUCUCCCUGGGAAACGCCGGCUUGUCGGAGCUCCGAGGCAACCACAUGAAGUAUUCCAAGUUCGCCGCCCAACCAUCCGCUUCUACCUCGCCGUCGCCGUCCUGGUCCUCCCUCCCCAGCAGAACCGGGAUGCUUGUGGCCUACACUCCGGCAUUCCUCGCCGCCUUGUCCUCCCUGCUCCUCCUCCACCAUGGCGGUGACGGAGCUUCGUCUUCUAGGCUCUUCCUGGUCGAAUCCGCCCUCGCCGUACAUUUCUUCAAAAGGGUUUUCGAGACGCUGUUCGUACACAAGUACAGUGGCACCAUGGCCGCAGGCACCGCGAUUCCGAUAAGCGUAAGCUACUUCAGCGUUACGGCGCUCACAAUCUACACCCAGAUUUUGACGCAGGAGGCCCUGCUCCCAGAGCCAGCCAUGGAUUUGAGGCUCUACGGGGUGGUUCUCUUUCUCAUCGGGAUUGCUGGCAAUUUCUAUCACCAUUACUUACUCUCCAAGCUGAGAUCCUCCGGCGACGAUGGCAAGAAGAAAGAGUACAAGAUCCCCAAGGGUGGGAUGUUUGAGCUGGUGAUUUGCCCUCAUUAUCUGUUUGAGAUUCUGGGCUUCUAUGGUAUCGCCCUCAUCUCUCAGACGCUCUAUUCCUUCUGCGUCGCGGUCGGGACAAGUCUCUACCUGAUGGGAAGGAGCAAAGCCACAAGAGAGUGGUACCUCUCUAAGUUUGAUUAUUUCCCUCCUCAUGUCAAGGCUCUCAUCCCCUUUGUUUUCUGGAUGAUCAAUCAGUGUGAGUGAAAUUAACUGAGGGUUAAUCGUAUUUGCUGAAAAGCUCUGCUCAAAGAUGAGUUGAACAAAUGAUAGCUCUGACAAAGGAUGAACGAGGUUUGAGGUUUAAAGAAUGGAAUGAAGCAUGUGCGGUGAGGCAUAUUUGGACUAUUAUAUUACUGAGAAUUAUCAGUGUAUGAAAAUCCUGAACAACAGGUACGAGCUUCUAUGGAAGCAGGUGUCAAUUCUCAGGAAUUCAGUACUAACCUGGUUAAUCUCGCAAGAUCCAGUCAAUACAUUGGACAAAAUUCAGAAAGUGCAGGAAUAAUUGUUUUUAUAAGUGUAAUAUAAGUUUGGUUUUUAGUUGUGUGCUACUUGAAAGAUUUCAUCAUGUGAUCUACAAGUUUAACACUAAUGAUGAUAUUUCUAAUGGACUUGUUCGCAAUGUAAAGUGUGGCUAUCACAUUUCUUUAGUUGUGUAUAUGUUCAAUAAGUUAAGUUAUGAAGGAAAUAUUCCAUGCUAGUUGGCAAUGCUCACUAGUCACCAGUAGCUAAGGGAAGCGUAUUUUCGCUCGAUGUUUCGUCAGAUUUGCCUAAUGUCCUCUAACAUACAUACAAAGCUUAUCUUCGUCCAAUCUUACGAGAGUAUCUCUUAUCUAUUAAGUUUAGAUACCAAUUAUAAUUUGAUUAUGGGUAUGAGUAGAAACACAAAUCAAUAGAGUAAAAAUCCAACCCAAGCCAAAUAAAUGAGUAUGAGUAUAUUCCAAUGACUUCUUCAACAUAUGAGAGUAUCAAUUAACACUCAGUUGGUGUUACCCCAAGCUUACAUAGAGCAAUCAGUACCGAGAAGGCUAAGGAUUUGGGUUCCAUGAACAACCACCCUAAGUGGCUGGAAGGACCGAAUGAAUCAUUAUGAAGUGGAAGGUGAUUAUGCUUGCCGCUAGAGAUGUCAUUUCGCUUAUUAUCUUCAAGUUUUUGUUUGGGUAAUCGUGGAAGGUGAUUAUGAAGUGGUUAUUUAGCAGUUUUGCCAAGGAGUUAUGAUGGAUUUUUUAGGAGGGCUCUUGCCUCGUGAUUAUCUUCGGCUUUUUGUCGCUAUGUCUAUCUGUAUAGAAUUCAACAGGGUUCCUCCUCCUCGAACAGCAAACAUGGCUGCCCAUGGAGUAGCGUGUAAGGCCCUACUAUUGUCUCUUGAGUUAGUUUCUUUCAACUUUGUAAGAAGGCUUCAUUGUGGUGUUACUUUGGGAAGAUUCCUGAGUAGUUUUUAUUGAUGUACUUUCUAUUUAUCUUUCCAUUAGCUGGAAAAUAGCUUUGUGGUAAUUUGUUCUACUAUGUUUGAUUAGUGCUAGAUUCAAGUAGGGUUUGAAUGUAAAUGCAGAUACUUUUUUGAUGAAAUAAAAUUUUGCUCAUUCA